AUGGCAGAGCUCACGAGCGCGUACGACACGCUCAUGGACCCCCGGAAGCGCGCGGCGCUGGACCAGGCCUCCGCCUCCGCGGCCGCCACGGAGCAGCGGUCGCCCAGCGGCGCCGGCGCCCCGGGUGUCGGGAUGCAGGUCGGUGACGUGGUUUUGCAAGUGACCAUCAGUCACUACACGUUCGCGGGCAACUGCGUCGGCAUUAGGAAGCACCCCAUCUUCUUCUGCGCCUGCACGGCCGACGCGGCGCCGUCCCGGCAGGCAGCGGCGGCCCGGGGGACGGCGCCUGCAGAGGAGCGCUUACCGCCGUGUCCUCGGCAGCAGGCUGGCAGUUGA
This is a messenger RNA of Prorocentrum cordatum, 336 nucleotides long. NCBI's taxonomy places the organism in Eukaryota, Dinophyceae, Prorocentrales, Prorocentraceae. The record is from the annotation of a GenBank genome assembly.